Messenger RNA from Cavia porcellus (domestic guinea pig), 1096 nucleotides. RefSeq names its product C2 calcium-dependent domain-containing protein 4A. The record is from RefSeq and is a predicted model, not a curated record. NCBI's taxonomy places the organism in Eukaryota, Metazoa, Chordata, Mammalia, Rodentia, Caviidae. The annotation marks the transcript as partial. The transcript has a single exon.
CCGCGCCCGCGCCGGCCUCACGUGUGGUGCCUGGAGCGGCUGCUGCGGGGCAGGGACCGGAUCCUCAGGAGUCGCGCCCGCCGCUCCAAGGCGCGCUCCCCCGCCACCUGCGCCAACGUGCUUACCCCGGACCGCAUCCCCGAGUUCUGCAUCCCACCGCGACUCGCGCCUCGCUUAGCCCUGGCCGCCCUCCAGAGCCCCCGGGCGGAAGAGGUCGCAACAGACGACGGCGCCAGCUGCACCGACUGGGACCCGCGCUCGCAGGCUGCGCUCUCGCUGUCGCACGUGCCCCGUGCGCGCACCGCCUACGGCUUCUGCGCGCUGCUCGAGAGCCCGCACACACGCCGCACGGAGUCGCUCUUCCUCGGGGACCCCGCGCCGCUCCCCCGGGCCCGCACCUACGGCGGCGGAGGGACGGGAGCCGCGCCCCUCACGCCCUCGCGGGCACCAAGCAGCGCUGCCCCCUGCCCGCCCCGGGACACGCCCGCCCCGGGGCCCCACAGCCGCCGCCGCCGCCUCCUGCGCGCCUCCGACCGCCUACUGAGCCGCGCGCUUCGGGCCGGGGGGAGUCGUGGCCCAGCCCGCUCCCGCUCGGUCUCCAGCGAGGAGGACGACGACCACGACAGCUACGGCAACGGUGACGGUGACGAGCGCCACAAGGACGCGCAGUCCCCGAUCGAGCGCCUGCGGGCCGAGGGCGCCGCGGCUCUGGAUCCCGAUCCCGGCGCGCGCGGUGGGCGCCUCCGCCUGCGGCUGCUGCGCCCCGAGAGCCCAGCCACGGACGCCCCCGAGUCCCGCGUCUCUUGCCGCAGCCGCCACCUGGCCCUGCGGCCGACGAGCCCCACACGCGAGCAGCGCCGCCUGAUGCUCGGCUGGAGCCGGGAGUCUGCUCCAGACCCGGAGCCAGACUGCACUGGGGCGUCAGGGGAGCCGGUGCGCCGUCUGACUAUGCGCGUCCCGGUCGGGAACACGGGGCGCCCACGGGCACGGGGCUCCCUAGUGCUGGGCUCGCUGCUGCUGCUGCCCUGAAGAUGCACCGUGGACUCUCCCACACUGACAGCUGCUCUGUACAAAAUAAAUGUGUUUUAUCCUUUUA